AAAAUAGGUUAUACCAAUAUAUACGUAGCAAAUCAGCUGUGUAACAACAAAAAUGUAAAAAAUGCGGCAGAAAAUCACCGUCGGUGAAUAUGUCCGUAAAAACUGGCUCCUCCUCGGCAUUCUCGGCUGCAUUAUCGCGGCGAGUUUCUUCCCGAGCGUGGGUAUCAAGGGUGGUCCACUACGACCCGAAUACACCGUGAAAUACGGCGCCGUUUGCCUCAUAUUCUUCAUUAGUGGCUUACAACUGAAAACAGAAAAUGUCCUGCACACGCUGCGACAAUAUAAACUACACGCAUUCAUCCAGGGGUUCACCUUCGUCCUUGUACCUUUAUUCAUGCAAUGCGUCGUCAAAGUAUUCGGAAUAUUCGGCGUCAAUUUAUGGAUACUCCGAGGAUUUAUUACCGUGGCAUGUAUGCCACCGCCGGUAUCUUCAGCUGUGAUAUUAACACGUGCGGCAAACGGUAACGAAACAGCUGCCAUUUUCAACUCGAUCGUUGGCAGCUUCCUGGGGAUCAUCAUCACGCCAAUCUCACUUCUACUAAACUUGGGGUUCACUACAAUUGUACCUCUAACAGGCACAGUCCUCCAGUUAGUAACAACAGUAUUAUCUCCAUUGAUAAUCGGGCAAGUCAUCCGCAACUGCACACCAUUCCGAGGACAUUCAUUACCUUUGGGUGUCCUAAGUCAGUUUGCGCUUAUGCUGAUAAUCUUCGCGACAUUCUGCGAAACAUUCCAUACGCCUGAAGAUGGUUUAACCGCGGGGAAUAUAUUAUUCACCGUGUUUUUCGUGUUAAUCUUGCAAAUCGCCCUGUUAUACUUGGCCUUCACCCUGGCGAAUCGCCACCGCAGUGAUUUCAACGCAUCUGAUGUAAUCGCAAUAGUAUUCUGCUCGACGCACAAAUCCCUCACACUUGGCAUACCAAUAUUGCGUAUAAUGUUCCAUGGUUUCUCGCACUUGUCACAAAUAAGCCUGCCGCUGUUAGUCUACCAUCCAACGCAGAUAAUCCUCGGCGGUAUGUUGGUCUCACACUUGAAGGAAUGGGGCGAGCGGGAUGGCGGUGCGCGUCGUCGCAAGUCACUAGUCUAAGUUAAUUUAAUCUAUAUUUAUAGACCAGCUAUAACGUUAUUCCUAUUAAUACAAUACUAAACUAAA
Dalotia coriaria is the source of this 1153-nucleotide messenger RNA. RefSeq names its product sodium/bile acid cotransporter 7-like. NCBI's taxonomy places the organism in Eukaryota, Metazoa, Arthropoda, Insecta, Coleoptera, Staphylinidae. The transcript is spliced from 4 exons. The record is from RefSeq and is a predicted model, not a curated record. The coding region runs from base 62 to 1087 and encodes 341 amino acids. Gene Ontology annotation, cellular component: plasma membrane.